AUGGAAAUGGUGGACAGGUUAGUGAAAGACAAACCCCUGGUAAUCUUCACCAAGAGCUCUUGCUGCAUGAGCCAUUCCAUCACUACACUCGUCUCUGGGUUCGGAGCAAACCCGAAAAUCUACGAGCUGGAUCAAAUCCCCAAUGGUUCCCAAAUCGAGGGGGCACUGCUCCAGCUGGGUUGCCGACCAAGUGUGCCAGCUGUCUUCAUCGGUCAAAAGUUGAUCGGCGGUGAGAAGCAGGUGAUGAACCUCCAUCUCCAGAACCGACUUGCUCCAAUGCUCAUGGAAGCUGGUGCCAUGUGGCUUUGGAAGUAG
This is a messenger RNA of Linum tenue, 315 nucleotides long. Lineage: Eukaryota; Viridiplantae; Streptophyta; Magnoliopsida; Malpighiales; Linaceae. The record is from the annotation of a GenBank genome assembly.